GUGUACUUGUGCUACCAUCAUAAGACGUACCAUAGACGUACGCUUGAGUGUAAUUUUCUGUCUAAGAAUGGCCGCGAUAUUGUCUAACUGUUCGCGGUACACGCCUCGUGUAAUAUCGCGAAUUUCUAUAUUACAAAAUAAGGUUGUGAGAUCCUUACAAAAAGAAGGACGCAUAUUAUAUAUCCAUACCAAACAUGUGGAUGUCACAACUCCAUUAUACUCGAAAAAUCUCCAAACUCAUAGAUGGAAAAUACCAACUAGAUAUUUACGUACUACUCCUGCAUUGUGGGAGAUUAGAGAAGUUGUAGUACCGGCAUUUGCCGAGAGCGUCAGCGAAGGAGAUGUGAGGUGGGAAAAAAAAGUUGGAGAUCAAGUAAAGGAAGAUGAUGUCUUGUGUGAAAUUGAAACUGACAAGACUUCAGUUCCUGUUCCUUCGCCUGGUCCAGGUGUAAUUAAAGAGAUUUUUAGCAAAGACGGUGAUACUGUUAAGCCAGGACAAAAAUUAUGUACUAUCGAUAUUGGUGCUACCGGUGGGGCUACCGCUGCACCGGACGUAUCAAAGGCAAAACCUGCAGAAGCUGCACCACCACCGCCACCGCCACCACCACCAACACCUCCACCUCCACCACCUUCACCUCCUACAGCUUCAAAACCAACAGCGGCACCACCAGUAACUCCGUCAGCUGUGCCGCCGCCUAGCGCUAAACCUCCACCCCCACAACCACCAAUUGCAUCUAUUCCAGUUGCUGCCAUCAAGCAUGCACAAUCAUUGGAAGGAGCAAAAGUUCAGUUACCACCGGUAGAUUAUACGCGUGAAAUAAUUGGUACGAGAACAGAGCAACGUGUUAAAAUGAAUAGAAUGCGUUUACGUAUAGCGGAAAGAUUAAAAGAUGCACAAAAUACGAAUGCUAUGUUAACGACAUUCAAUGAAAUUGAUAUGAGUCGAAUUAUGGAAUUUCGUAAAAUGCAUCAGGAAAAUUUCACGAAGAAAUACGGCCUCAAAUUAGGAUUCAUGAGUCCGUUUAUAGCAGCAAGUUGUUAUGCCCUGAAGGAUCAACCUGUUGUUAAUGCGGUUAUCGAUGGUACCGACAUAGUAUACAGAGAUUAUGUCGAUAUCAGCGUUGCAGUAGCUACGCCAAAAGGUCUUGUUGUUCCUGUUAUACGUAGUGUGGAAAAUAAAAACUUUGCAGAUAUAGAAAUCGCUUUAGCCGCAUUAGGAGAUAAAGCUAGAAAAGGAAAAAUAUCUGUAGAAGAUAUGGAUGGUGGAACCUUUACUAUAAGUAACGGUGGUGUAUUUGGUUCUCUCAUGGGAACUCCUAUAAUAAAUCCACCACAAAGUGCUAUUUUAGGAAUGCAUGGUGUUUUUGAGAGACCUAUUGCAGUUAAGGGACAGGUUGUUAUCCGACCAAUGAUGUACAUAGCUUUAACAUAUGAUCAUCGAUUAAUCGAUGGUCGCGAAGCUGUGAUGUUUUUGAGAAAAAUUAAAGAUGCGAUAGAAGAUCCAAGAAUAAUGUUGGCUGGUCUUUAAACAAAAGGAUAACAUAACAUACUCUCUCGUCGAAUUAAACGCGAUUUAAACGCGUCUCUCAUCCCUUUCUGCUGGUAUAUUUUGUACAUUGCUCUGUGUACGAUGCUCUAUUGUAUUAUAUUCUGUUCAUUUAUUGAAAGAUUUUAUAUAUACCAGUAAAGAGUUGUGUUGUAACGACUGAGAUUAAAAGGAAGUAUGACGACA
Molecule: messenger RNA, 1732 nt
Organism: Polistes dominula (European paper wasp)
Lineage: Eukaryota; Metazoa; Arthropoda; Insecta; Hymenoptera; Vespidae
Product: dihydrolipoyllysine-residue succinyltransferase component of 2-oxoglutarate dehydrogenase complex, mitochondrial
Biological process (GO): tricarboxylic acid cycle
Cellular component (GO): oxoglutarate dehydrogenase complex; mitochondrion
Molecular function (GO): dihydrolipoyllysine-residue succinyltransferase activity
Source: RefSeq, a predicted model, not a curated record